UGUCUAUCAGAAAGCAUAGAAUUAAUUGUCAGGACCAAAUUCAAUCAGGAAGAAGAACGUUUUUAACUUUUAACGACAUCACGACGGAUCUUUCAUUUCGAAACUUAAUAUAAUUCGAAUCCCUCACUUUCUCUGAACUACUGGCCAAAUAAUCAAUUUAAUAGUUUCCACAAGUUCUCUGUACUUUACCAUCUUUUCUCGGAAGCCUCCAGUUUAAGUCGCGAAAUACUUGGGGACGCACACCAAUUCUGUUUGCACAUAGCUACCAGUCCUUUUCGUGCCUGACGGUAUAACCUAUUGUAAUCGUUAUUUUCUUGCGCCGCAUGAAGUGAUACUCGCAAAAGGCUUGCGCCAAUGCGAAUUCCGCUGCUGUUGCAGCCAUGGCUUCUAAUAACAUAGACUUCCUCGUUCAGAGGUUGGGCUCUGCAGAUACUGGUAUGCCUUUCAAUCGCGUGACUCUAUCUUGAUGCCAAAUACUUGUCAUAACAUGGUUCAAAAACUUUAUGCUAACUCGAAUGCGACAGAUCUCAAACUCAAGGUAGAUGCUGCCGUUCAGUUGCGCGAUGGCCUCGAUCAUUACAUCACCGGCCCCAUGUACUCAACAUUUCUAAGAAAGCUCAUACCAAUUUUUAUAAAUUGCUUGAAGGGACCUCCUGUAUUCAUUAGCACUUCUUUGGAUCAGGUAGGCAAUGAAUUAACGAGAUGGGUGGCAGAAUGCUUACAUGGGAAUUAGAAACUUCGAUGUUGCGUCCUGGAGAUACUUCAUCGUCUACCAAUGAACCCCCCAGAGACAUUCGAGCCUUAUGCGGUCGAGGUGGUGGAUCUCUUGAUAAGUUUAGUCAGGAUAGAUAAUGAGGAGAAUGCUACGCUAUGUGUGAAGACAAUCAUGGAUCUUAUGCGGAGUCAGACCAAGGUUCUGCAAGACAAAGUACAGCCGUUCCUCGGCCUCAUCCAAGAACUGUUCGAUCAGAUGGACUCGGUUGUCCGUGAUCAACUAGAUAACUCUGCCACUGGGCCUAACCAGACUGGUGUCCCUUCUACACCUGGAAGUUCGCAGACAUUUCAGAAUUCUCCUCGGCCUGGCUCGCCCAUUGCCUCUGUUACAGAUAUUGGCCAAGAUCCACAACAGCAGACACGGAAGCUACUGAAGGGUAUGCAAUCGUUUAAAGUCCUUGCUGAAUGUCCCAUUAUUGUGGUAUCGAUAUUCCAGGUCUAUCGCAAUUCCGUGCCUCAAAAUGUCAAAUUAUUUAUACCUCUGAUCAAAAGCGUACUUUUACUCCAAGCUAAACCGCAGGAGCAAGCGCAUGCGGAAGCAGCGAAAAGAGGUACAAUAUUCACAGGUGUCAGUCCGGAUAUUAAGAAUCGAGCGGCCUUUGGUGAAUUUAUUACAGCGCAGGUAAAGACUAUGAGUUUUCUAGCUUAUCUGUUGAGAGUCUACUCGCAACAGCUUACGGAUUUCCUUCCUACCCUACCGGACAUAGUUGUAAGGCUGUUGAAGGACUGCCCCAGAGAAAAAUCGGGAGCUCGAAAAGAGCUACUGGUGGCGAUCAGACAUAUAAUUAACUUCAACUUUAGAAAGAUAUUCCUCAGAGUGAUAGACCAACUUCUUGAUGAAAGAACACUUAUUGGAGAUGGGUUGACUGUGUAUGAAGGCAUGCGACCUCUGGCUUACAGCAUGUUAGCUGAUCUGAUUCAUCAUGUCCGAGAUGCUUUGGAACCUGGUCAGAUUCGGAAAACCGUUGAGGUAUACACCAGGAAUCUCCAAGAUAGUUUUCCCGGCACGAGCUUUCAAACGAUGAGCGCAAAGCUGUUACUCAAUAUGGCCGAAUGUAUUGCGAAAAUGCCUAGCAAGACAGAUGCUCGUCACUACUUGAUAAUGAUACUUAAUGCUAUUGGAGAUAAGUUCGCAGCAAUGAAUCGCCAGUAUUCCAAUGCAGUCAAGCUCUCGAAGCAUUAUUCCCAGCAGUCCAUCGAUGCUGCACCCGAGAAUUACCUAGCAGAUAAGGACAACCCGCCGGAUUGGGACGAGAUUGACAUCUUCUCAGCUAUGCCUAUCAAGACUUCGAAUCCUCGCGACAGGGGCGCAGAUCCAGUGGCUGACAACAAAUUCUUGUUCAAAAACCUCAUGAAUGGCCUGAAAAACACAUUUUACCAAUUGAAAGCCUGUAAUGGUGGUUCACCGAUUGAACUAUCAAAUGCUCCUCCGCACUGGGCAGAAGUGUCACAUGGUUUUUCUGCCGAAGAAGUUCAGGUUAUCAUAAAACUUUUCCGAGAAGGAGCCUACGUGUUUCGAUAUUACGAGAUAGAGAAACCCGCGACAGAAUCGCAAUACUCAUCGCCUGUUGAGUUUAUGGCAAAUCAUUAUAUGGUAUCCAGCAGCAAGGAGGAGAAGGAUCUUCUAGAAACUUUUGCCACAGUCUUCCACUGUAUAGACCCGGCCACCUUUCACGAAGUAUUUCAUGAAGAAAUCCCGAAGCUCUACGAAAUGAUCUUUGAGCAUACUGCUCUCCUCCAUGUCCCUCAAUUCUUCCUUGCUAGCGAGGCGACUUCGCCCAGCUUUGCCGGAAUGCUAUUGCGAUUCCUCAUGGAUCGAAUUGAUCAAGUUGGCACGGCCGAUGUCAAGAAGUCAUCCAUUCUUCUUCGAUUGUUCAAGUUAGCUUUUAUGGCUGUGACUCUUUUCUCGAACCAAAAUGAGCAAGUACUAUUGCCACACGUCGUUAACAUUGUGACAAAGUCGAUCGAACUUUCGACGACCGCCGAGGAACCUUUGAAUUACUUUUUACUACUGAGGUCACUGUUCAGAAGUAUUGGCGGAGGAAAGUUCGAACACCUUUACAAGCAAAUCCUCCCCCUUUUAGAGAUGCUAUUAGAAGUCCUCAACAAUCUACUUAUGGCCGCGCGCAAACCUGCAGAUCGAGACCUUUACGUAGAACUUUGUUUAACAGUGCCGGCACGAUUGAGUAACCUUCUUCCUCAUCUUAGCUAUUUGAUGCGACCUCUUGUAGUGGCUCUACGCGCAGGUUCUGAUCUCGUCGGUCAAGGAUUGCGAACGUUGGAAUUAUGCGUGGACAAUUUGACUGCAGACUACCUGGAUCCAAUAAUGGCACCGGUCAUUGAUGAACUGAUGACUGCUUUAUUUGACCAUCUUCGACCAAAUCCUUACAGUCAUUUCCAUGCACAUACUACCAUGCGUAUACUUGGAAAAUUGGGAGGCCGCAACAGAAGAUUUAUGACUGGUGCCCCCAAUCUCAAUUUCCAGCAGUUUGCGGAUGACAUAACGACCUUUGACUUGAAGUUGAUCGGCUCCAAGAAGGAGAGGCCUUUCCCGGUCGAGAUAGGAAUCGACCUUGCUAUUGGGAAGCUGAUGGAAGUUCCCAAAGGCGCCGCUGCCAAGAAAUCGGAUCCUUAUUACAAAAAGCAGGCUCUUGCCAUGGUAAAAUCCCAGCUCAAGUUACGAUUGGGUGCAGACAACCUUCCAGAGGACUUUCCUCGUCUCGUGAGGCUGCAGGCACAAGAUCUUCUCUCAAAGAAAGCAGAUGCAGAUUUAUCACUAUUCGAGGCACCUGUCAGGGACCGAUCUGAAGCCAAGAAGAUGCAACAAGAUACCAUGCUGAGGAAACUCCUGAAGGCUUGCAUCUUCGCGGUGUCCCUUCCUGAAUUUUCAUCAGAAGCUACUGCUCUACUGUCUAACGUCUGUAAACAUAUUACGAUCAUCGAAGUUGCUAGAUCAUUAGGAGAAAUGAAAGUGAGAAUGAAACCGUUCGACGUCAACGCAGGAGAAGGUCCUCCUUGCAUUGAUAGCAAGGUUCUGGGAGACGCUAUCGUCGAAUCUCUCGCUUCUGAUCUACCUGCUGUGCGUGAUGCCGCCAAGUUCGCCGCCCAAGAAGUUUAUGAUUCAACAGCGACCAUCUUUGGGUCCAAUCGUUUUAUUUACAGAUUGUCAUUUUUCGGCCACUUGAGUAGUGUCUUCUGUCACAGCUGUUACCAGGAAGAAUGGUUUACUAAAACUGGUGGUAGUCUGGGUAUUAACCUUAUGCUAACCCAAUUUGAUCUCAGUGAUAGCUGGAUGCUGGAAAAGCAGGUUGAGUACACUAAAGCCCUCAUGCAUGUUGUCAAAGACAUGCCGCCGGAUUUACCAGCAAAGACUCGAAUUGCUGCACAGGACACAUUGGAACUCCUCUUGAAGCGAUGCGCCGGCAAAUCCUCUAAAGCUGAUCUUCAACCUUCGUCACAACCCGGACAGCCUUCACGACCAUCUAAGCUACUUCAGCUGUGCAACCUUUUCAAUGCGGAGGUCUACCACAUGAAUGGUCAUGUCCGUGAGACCGCAAGGAAAUCUCUCGAGAUUAUUGCGAAAGAAAUUGACGUUGAAGUAUACGAGCUUCUUGCUCACCAGCAAGAUCGAAUUUUGGCUCCAAUAUACAAUAAACCUCUGAGGGCCUUGCCAUUUGCGACCCAAAUUGGAUAUAUCGACGCUGUCAAUUAUUAUAUGAGCCUGAAGAACGAUUUCCUUGCGUUUGACGACACCUUGAACAGGCUGCUCAUGGAGUGCCUAGCGUUGGCUGAUGCACCAGACGAAUCGCUGGCGCCAAAACCUACCGAGCAUCGAACGCAUGAGCACAUAGUCACUCUCAGAGUCUCCUGUAUAAAAACUUUGACAACUGCCAUGGGAUUCGACGAUUUUCAAAAAGGCCCUGCCAACCCCACCCGAACCAGGAUUGUCAGUGUGUUCUUCAAAUGCCUCUAUUCUAAUUCCAAGGCCACUAUUGAAGCGGCCAAUGAUGCAUUGAGAGUUGUCUUGUCUCAUUCAAACAAGCUUCCCAAAGACCUCCUUCAGAACGGCCUUCGACCAGUUUUGGCUAAUCUUCAAGACCCUAAACGUUUAACUACGCACGGCCUUGAUGGCUUGGCACGAUUGCUUCAGCUUCUGACCACAUACUUCAAGGUUGAGAUUGGUUCUCGCCUGCUGGAACACAUCAGAGUUCUUGCAGACCCAAACGCUUUCCAACGUAUAUCAUUCACCCUUGUCGAGCAAAAUGAGCAAAUGAAAAUCAUUGCAGCUGUAUUUAACAUUUUCCAUCUUCUGCCCCCUGCAGCCGAGCAAUUCAAGGAGAGGCUCAUAGAUGCUGUCUUAGAGUUGGAGGAAAAGCUUCGUAGGACACGGUAUAGUCCCUUCAGAGAUCCACUCUAUAAAUAUAUCAACAGGUAUCCUAAAGAAGUAUGGGCCAUGCUUCUCAGCAAGAUCGAGGACCAAAAGUAUGGGAGGUUCUUGGCUCAAGUUUUAAACCAUCCGGACAGUGCACCUUUACGUGCAGUCGUGGUGCGUAACAUAGAUUCUUUGAUAAAGAGCUGCGGAGAUAUGGGUGCAGAAAACCGAGAGACGCGAUAUGCUGCCGUCAUCAAUGCUAUCAAUGUCAUGCACUCCAUAUGCAGUUUCAAGGGCACCGAGCUUUGGAUGGAUAAAAAGGAGAACUUGAUGUGGUUUAGGCUUGUCGGCAAGAACCUCGAGCAGCACCUACGCACUAACACUCUUCCACAAAACCUUCGGCUGGCAGCAGAGCAAGCAGGACAGCAACUCAUGAUUAUCUUCACGAAAUUCCUGGAAUACAAUCCUCGUGAUCUGGAUUCAUUCUUCAAUCUAAUCGAGUCCAUAACAGCUGAAGAUUUCAAACCCAAUCAGCCAAUCUUCGAUUUCAUUUACAGGUUUAUAGUAUGCAGCGAAUCGAUCGAUUAUCGUAAAGCUAUUGUCCUCCGGUGUCUGGAAAUAUACGUCAGCAAGGUUGCGACGCAGAGAAACAAGGCUUUCCUCCUGCACAAUCUCGUAAAUCCAAUCAUAGCUAUGGAUAUUAUGCGCAACUUUCAGCAGCCACCAUCAGCCAAGAGCUCCCGACUUAUAGAUCGAACGAUUAUUGAAUCGAUACAUACCAAAGUUUGGAAGGUUGGUUUGCCAGAUCCCAGUGAUGACCUCACACAACCAGGAAUUGACCAUACGCGAAUGGAACUAUUGCAAUUGACAGCCAUGCUCGUCAAGUACAAUCAUUCUAUCCUUCAAGAAGCCAGAAAAGACAUCAUCAAGUUCGGUUGGGGCUACAUUAGACUCGAGGACGUGAUCAAUAAGCACGCUGCGUACGUCGUUAUUGGAUACUUUAUUGCACACUACGAAACCCCCGCCAAGAUCGUCCAGCAAGUUUACUUUUCGCUUCUGAAAACGAAUCAAAAUGAAGGGCGGGCUUUGGUUACUCAAGCUCUAGAAUUAAUAGCGCCUGUUCUACCCAAACGUUGCAAUGCUGUACCUGGAGAUCGCAAUCCCGUCUGGGCCGCUGCUCCACGUCGCAUACUUGCAGAGGAAGGUCAGAAUGUGCAACAGAUGACUAUCAUUUUCAACUUCCUCGUGAAACAUGCAGAUCUCUUUUACGAGUCCCGCGACAAGUUCAUUAAUCUCAUCAUCGGCUCCUUGCGCAAAAUCGCACCACCGCAAACAAACCCAUCUAACGAGAGCAAGAAGCUAGCCCUGCAUCUAAUGUCAUUGAUAUGGCAUUGGGAAGAGCGACGCGUCGAAGGGAAAGCAGCUUCUCUAGAGAGGCCUUUAUCUGAAUCCCCGAACACAAAGAAAAGAAAACUUGACAGUCUCAGUGAUGCUCAAACUUCGUCUCCGUCACCAUCCAGACCUGGACCCACUUUGGCAAAUGAUAAACCAGAGUACCAGAUACCCGCUGUAAUGCGUGCAAAGAUGAUUAAGUAUCUCGUUGAAUUCAUUGCCUCGCUCAAUGAACGAUAUCCCCUACCAUCUGCUCGGAGUCGAGAUACAACGACGUCUCAUGGACCAGCACAGCCACCACCUUCUGUCGAAGUUUGCAAGAAAUCUAUAUCUUUACUUUGGAAUCUUUUACAGCCUCAGUACUGGGGUGAUCUUGACAUCGACCUUUUCCCGAACGUUACAGAGCAAGUCCUAGCAAGCGACAAAGCAACGGCUGCUCUCUUGAGCGAGCGCCCCGAUAAGGACAAGCCGGACGAUAAAUUCAUCACAAACAUCAUCAAUACGCUGCAGAUCGUUCGGAUUGUUAUCAAUAUAAAGCCCACAAAAUGGAUUCUCGAAAAAGUGCCAGAACUUCAACACAUCCUAGAAAAGGCUCUGAAAUCCGACAACCCUGAAGUUCAAGAUUGCAUGCACGCUGGUGAUGAGAAAAUUGAUGACGGACGGAAAUUGAGCCCUUUGCUCAAACGCAUCUUAGAGGCAGUCCCUGAUGAUACUCCAAUGGAAGAUGCAGACGCCGAGUGCGAACCGGAGGCGUCAACCUCUGAGAUUAUAACCUACCUAUCUGCUACAGCUACGGAGAUGCUUUCGGCCAAUAAUUACAUAUCUGGUCUCAAUAUCCUUUGGACUUUAGCGCAGAGGAAAGCAUCGGAAAUGGAUCAACAUAUUCCCCAAGUCAUGAAAGCUCUGCAGCAGAAAUUGGCACGUGAGCAUGUAGGUCAUUACACUGCGCUCACGGGUCAAGGUGCUAUCCCUGCCGCGAUGCGACCCGGCGAGGUCGAACCUGUUGGUCUCAUGUCCCAAUACGAUCUGGAGAUUCAAACUGGGCUCAUGCUCAAAGCCAUCGACGUGAUAUCCCUACGUAUGGAUACUCUCGGCGACAGCCGUCGUCCAUUUUUGAGUGUCCUCGCAACUUUAGUUGAAAAAUCUUUGAGUAAUCCUUUGUGUCUGAAAAUUCUAGAGAUGGUAGAAGCCUGGGUGUUCAAGUCAGAAGGUUCUUGGCCCACCCUGAAAGAGAAGACAGCGGUCUUGCAUAAAAUGUUGAGUUUUGAGCAGCGCACGGACCAGACACUGUUAAUGAAGUUCUUAGAGCUCGUUAUCCGCAUCUACGAAGAUCCAAAAAUCACGCGUACAGAGCUGACAGUUCGUAUGGAGCAUGCGUUCUUGAUUGGCACAAGAGCACAAGAUGUAGAUAUGCGAAGUCGAUUUAUGGCCAUAUUUGACAGAAGUCAGUCCAAAACGGCAAGUACAAGGCUCAAUUAUGUCAUCAUUGGCCAAAACUGGGAUCCUCUGGCAGAAUCUUACUGGUUGGCGCAAGCUUCUCAAUUGCUUCUGGGUGCUGUCGAUGCGAACCAUUCCAUCCACUUGCAUUCGGACGACUUCAAGGUGAUGCCCGCUUCAGUGCUUUAUGAGACUUAUGCCAAAGACAAUCGGACUCCUGCUUUGCCACAAGACAACAGAUUCGACAGUCUCAUGGCAUCCCACAGGAGAUUCGUCGCGGAGCUUGGGGAUGUGAAAGCACGAGAUAUCAUUGAACCACUCAGCCAACUUCAACACCUCGAUCCAAACAUGGCGCAUGAGAUUUGGGUAGCUUUAUUCCCAAUAUAUUGGAAUGCCACACCAAAAGAUGAACGAAGUGAUCUGGAACGGGGCAUGGUAACUCUACUCACAAGGGAAUAUCACUCACGCCAAAUUGAUAAGCGACCAAAUGUGGUACAAUCUCUCCUGGAAGGCGCAGCCAAAGCGUGGCCCGAGUGUAAAUUGCCACCGCAUGUAGUUAAGUUCCUGGCAAAGACUUACGACGUUUGGUACACAGCCCUCGUGCAACUUGAGAAUGCUGCUAUAAAACCAGAGAUCAACAGUGAUUUGGUUCGUGAAAGCAAUCUUGAUGCUCUUGUAGAACUGUAUUCAGGGCUUCAGGAGGAUGACCUUUUCUACGGGACUUGGCGGCGCCGCUGUGCGUACGUCGAAACCAAUGCCGCACUUUCGUACGAACAGAACGGAAUGUGGGACAAAGCUCAGACUAUGUACGAGCAUGCUCAAAUCAAAGCACGAACAGGGGCGCUCCCUUUUUCGCAGGGAGAGUACAUGCUGUGGGAGGACCAUUGGGUUCUUUGUGCCCAAAAACUCCAACAAUGGGAAGUUCUUCAAGAUUUCGCGAAGCAUGAGAAUUUCCAGGACUUGCUUCUUGAGUGCGCUUGGAGGCAAUUUGAGAUUUGGCAAGAGCCUGAACAUCGUGAGCAGCUGGAUAACAUUAUCAAAGGUGUCAUGGAUGCGCCAACGCCAAGAAGAACCUUUUUCCAGGCUUUUAUGUCUUUGCUCAAGCUCCACAAGAAGACUGAAACGCAGGCUGAAUUCAGCAAAGUCUGCGACGAAGCCAUCCAGCUUUCUAUCCGCAAAUGGCACCAAUUACCGAAGCGUAUUACGAACGCUCACAUCCCACUUCUUCAAAAUUUCCAACAGCUUGUGGAACUUCACGAUGCCAGCGUUAUAUGUCAAAGUCUAUCACAGACUACUAGUGCUAAUCUAGAUGUCAAAUCAGGUGAACUGAAGCUUUUGUUGGGAACCUGGCGUGAUCGACUGCCAAAUGUCUGGGAUGACAUCACAGCUUGGCAGGAUCUUGUCACGUGGAGACAGCAUAUCUUUGCUCUAAUUAAUUCAACAUACUUGAAUCUCAUCCCUCAGCAACCGCCCAACGCUAACGGUGCGUCCUUUGCGUAUAGAGGCUACCAUGAAACUGCCUGGAUAAUCAAUAGAUUUGCACAUGUAGCCCGCAAGCAUAACCUACCCGAGGUUUGCAUUAGCCAACUUAGUCGGAUUUACACGUUACCAAACAUCGAGAUCCAGGAGGCUUUUCUCAAGCUUCGAGAGCAAGCAAAAUGUCACUACCAGAAUCCCAAUGAACUCAAUAAUGGACUAGACGUCAUUAAUAAUACCAAUCUCAAUUACUUUGGCCCUAACCAAAAGGCUGAGUUUUACACGUUGAAAGGCAUGUUCCAGGAAAAGCUUGGUCUACGUGAUGAAGCAUCUGAAGCUUAUGGAAUGGCCUUGUUUUUCGAGAUCAAGCUCCCCAAGGCUUGGGCUGAGUGGGGUUACUUCAAUGAUCGGCUCUUCAAAGCGAAUCCAAAUGACUACACAUUUGCCAGGAAUGCCUUGAGUUGUUACUUAGAAGCAGCAGGUUUAUUUAAGAACGCGAAAUCUAGGAAACUUCUCACGAGGAUUCUCUGGCUGUUGAGCCUCGAUGAUGCCGAAGGUACGCUUUCAGCACAAUUUGAUGAGUAUAAGGGAGAAACACCGGUCUGGUAUUGGAUCACAUUCAUCCCUCAACUUCUCACGGGCUUGGGACACAAAGAGGCAGCCAAGGCACAUCUCAUUUUGUCUAAAAUUGCAAAAUCUUAUCCUCAGGCUUUGUUCUUCCAGCUCAGAACGAACCGUGAAGACAUGCUUGCCAUCAAGAAGCAACAGGACAUUAAAGAAGCUAAGAAAGCCAGAGCCCAGACUCAAGCCCAAGGCCAACCAUCGGGCGGUAUCUCUAACAUCAAGGCGGAAAAUACCAACGGCACAAGGCCUGAAAAUGCAUCGGCAUCACGUCCUGGAACCGCAGGUGCCGAGGGUGUUCCUGCAAUUAAGACGGAGCCCGGAGAAACGAACGGAAAUGUCACCAACGCAAACGGCGCUCCUGUCAAUGGAGCCCCUACUAAUGGCACGGCAAAUGGUUCACAAGAUGUUGCACCAUCUCAGGGGUCCCAGAAGAAACCCCCUUGGGAGUACACGGAAGAAUUGUUGGGAGUUCUGAAAACAGCUUUCCCAUUAUUAGCACUUUCUAUGGAAGCUAUGGUUGAUUCCAUUCAAAAGAACUUCAAAUGUCCACCCGAUGAGGACGCAUACAGGUUGAUAGUAGCCUUACUCAAUGAUGGACUUUCUUAUGUUAGUCGUACGCCAUCGUCUUAUGCUAAGGACAACAAACUACCGCCAGCGACUGAAGCAAAUAUCACUCGCUUUGCGGAGACUAUCCUACCCCCUCACAUUAGGACGUCAUUUGAGCAGGAUUUCGUGAAACAUAAGCCUACAAUGUUCGAAUAUAUUCACAAGCUUAGGACGUGGAGAGACAAGUUUGAAGAGAAGCUAGAUCGUCGCACCUUGACAAUGCCGCUCGAGGGUUACAACUCUUACCUCAUCGAUUUCCGUUUCCAAAAGCUUGACGAGAUAGAAGUCCCUGGGCAGUACCUUCUUCACAAAGACAAGAACCAGGAUUUCAUUCGCAUUGAACGAUUCAUGCCUGACGUAGAUCUUGUGCGCACAAUUGGAGUCUGCCAUCGUCGAAUUAGGAUUCGUGGCCAUGAUGGAAGCUUGCAUCCAUUUGCUAUACAGCAUCCUGCAGCACGACAUUGUAGGCGAGAAGAGCGCAUUCUGCAGUUGUUCAGGCAUUUUAAUGGUACCUUGAGCAAACGAAAGGAGAGCAGAAGACGUAACCUGAACUUCCAUUUACCGUUGAUGAUCCCUCUUGCACCACACAUCCGGAUGGUGCAAGACGAUCCAACCUACGUUUCAUUGCAGGGUGUCUAUGAUGACCACUGUAGGCGAAAUGAAAUUGCUAAAGACGCACCUAUUGUGUUCAACAUGGAGAAGCAAAAACUCUUGUUUGAGAAUAAAGUAAGUUUGAAGGAGGACCGCAGUUUGGAAAUAUUUGUGACUGACUUUUCCCAGCAAAAUAAGACUCCUGAACAGUCUGCCACUGCUAGACUCGAGACCUUCGCUGCUAUUCAAGAAAAACAUGUCGGGCCAAGUAUUGUUCUCGAGUAUUUCACAAAAACUUACCCAUCAUUCUCCGAAUUCUGGUUGUUCCGAAGACAGUUCUCUUAUCAAUAUGCAGCUCUCACCUUCAUGACGUAUAUCCUACAUAUGCAUAAUCGUUACCCUCACAAGAUUUCAAUCUCGCGAGCCACAGGAAAUAUUUGGGGGUCUGAAUUGAUGUCUUGUAUGGCAGCAGGCAAAGCAAUUUUCCACAAUCCUGAGCCUGUACCAUUCCGUCUUACCCCUAAUAUUCAGACUCUUAUGGGGCCUUUGGCCACUGAGGGUAUUUACAGCUGUGCUAUCAUGGCUAUCGCACGAUGCCUUAGUGAACCCGAGUUUGAACUCGAACAACAACUGUGUCUUUUUGUACGUGACGAAAUGAUAUUUUGGCACACGAGCAGCCAUAAAGCUAUAAAAGAUACAGAGUUGAGGCAGUCUGUUCAAACAAAUAGUGAUAUGAUAGUCAAGAGGGCAUUGAGCAUAGCUAAAUCACCAGAGGGUGCACUGCCUGCCAACCAAACGGUGAUUGAUUUGAUUGCUAAGGCAGUCAAUCCUAUGAACCUUGCACAAUGCGAUGCUUUGUGGAUGCCAUAUCUAUGAUCCCGGAUCCUCGGCUAUCUAGACGUGGAUAUGAGUGGGAAGAGGGAGGAGGAAUCUUUAUGUAUUUCUUAAGAUUUUAGGCGUUAUCGGCUGGUGUGGGGGAAUAAAAGCUUGGUUGGUUAGUGAGCUUGAGGGAGUUGGAGGCUGGGCUUAUGGGUGAUUUAAUAUCGGCGUUUGAACUUGGAAGAUGUUGGCAAGUUAAAAGGUGACUUAAGGUGAACGCAGUAUGGAUUCAACUUAGGCUGGCAUGAUAUGACAAUUGGCAGUGUGUUUAACAUUUUGCCAGUCAGAAUUGUAUACAUAGUAUUUUUCGUAGUUUCCGCCAUGAAUAUAAUAGCGCUCAAUAUGAG
Sclerotinia trifoliorum is the source of this 12498-nucleotide messenger RNA. The record is from the annotation of a GenBank genome assembly. NCBI's taxonomy places the organism in Eukaryota, Fungi, Ascomycota, Leotiomycetes, Helotiales, Sclerotiniaceae.